Molecule: messenger RNA, 4314 nt
Organism: Mya arenaria
Lineage: Eukaryota; Metazoa; Mollusca; Bivalvia; Myida; Myidae
Product: UDP-galactose transporter senju-like
Exons: 6
Coding region: 87-1130 (347 amino acids)
Biological process (GO): pyrimidine nucleotide-sugar transmembrane transport
Cellular component (GO): Golgi membrane
Molecular function (GO): UDP-galactose transmembrane transporter activity
Source: RefSeq, a predicted model, not a curated record
GUCACAUUUAGUCGAGUAAUAUUUUAUUAUCAAGUUAACAUAAACUUUACUUUUAAUAAGUUCACAUUUAUACAAAGAUAGUCAAAAUGGCUUGGUGUUCAAAAGACUUGUUCCCAACAAAACUGAGUUUUGUUUAUUUCAUAUCUUACAUGGGAUUGUUUAUCAAUCAAGGCAUUUUAGUAACAGCUUCCAAGAACUCAAGUAACACAUAUAGCUACAACACUGUGACAGUUGUUCUUCUGACGGAAUGUCUCAAACUGUUCGUUGCUGUGGCUGUCUACUUGAAAGAGAAAUCUGUUUCAGAAUUUAUUGAAGAAUUUUACAACAACAGAGAUACGUUGCUGUACUAUUUUGUACCAGCGGGACUCUACUGCUUCUAUAACAACUUGCAAUUUGAGAAUCUGGCCAACUAUGACCCCACAACAUACUACCUGCUCCUUCAAUUCAGGGUCGUCGUCACUGGAGUUGUUUUCCAGAUUGUGUUCAAAAAGAAGUUAAGCUACAUACAGUGGGCAUCCCUGAUCUUCUUGACACUCGGCUGUAUCAUCAAGGAGUAUGGGCGCGUGUUUACCUCUGAGACGAGCUCUACAACAGAAACCGGAGUUUCGGCAUUCUUUGACCGACACCUGAUACUUAUCAUGGUUCAGGUAUUUUGCUCCUGUUUCGCGGGCGUUUACAAUGAGUAUUUACUGAAAGGACGCGGAAGUGACAUCCACAUCAUGAUGCAGAAUGUAUUCAUGUAUGUUGACUCAAUUGUGUGCAAUGUGAUCGCCCUCGGCUACAAGGGUCAACUGACAACGGCAUUCACUACGGACAACAUUUCGUCAAUCUUCCAAGUGACUGUGAUUUGUAUAAUGAUCAACAAUGCCGCCAUUGGAAUCGUUGUCAGUCUGUUCUUGCGGUCACUGAACUCAAUCUUGAAGACAUUUGCUAGUGCCCUGGAGUUGUUGUUCACAGCUGUCCUUUGCUGGAUAAUAUUUGGCAUUGCAAUAGACUGGUACACUGUGUUGGCUAUAUUGAUCGUAACUGCAGCUACGUUCUUGUACGCACAAAAUCCAGUUGUGAACAAGCCCCAAAAUGAAGUGACACAUUUACACGAAAACGGACAUAACAAGGAAGAAACUGUAUGAUGCUUUCAUAAGAAGUUAGAUAGCAAUAGUUUUACUGCUAGUAUUCUAUAUUUAUUGGCCACUACAAAAUAACAUAUAUAUAUUUGAACUUGUUCAAUUUUAGUUCUCAUCAAAAUCAUAGUUCUUGUUUUCAUGUUUUAAUGGAAAUGGCAUUAUAGACACAUUUUAACUUUGUUUUAUUGUUAUUAUAUCCUGUUUUGUUUCUAAUUGUGAUAAGGCUAAGUAUUAAAACAAGUUUUUAAGAGAGAUCAAAAAAGGGAUAUAUAUAAUUUAUAUGUAUUGUUUAUUUCUGCAAACUACAAUGUAAGGUGGCAUUUAAGCAUUUGAUUCAUUCAUUCACAUUUACUUAGUGGUAAUUGUCACUGUAAGUCGAUAACAUUUGCUACCACAGACAUACCAAAGAAAUUUUCAAGCAAUUCGGCAAUUCACAUGGCCAAUGUUUAAUUGUUUAGUAUAAGGGAAUCUUAGUAUAGGGUUCAAUAACAAUGAGCUAGUUAUUCUACAUUUACUUGUUCAUGCCAACAAGAGUGACUGAAAUUGAUUCAACAUAACUUUCUUCACUAUUGUUGUAAAGCUAGACCUUAAUUUCACUAUAACUUUCAUUUGUGAUGGUGAACAUUGCUUAUACUGUUACUGGUAGGGUAUAAGCUAGAGUGUUAUGGGGAAGCACACAUUUUUGGAAGCACCCUUUUACCCUCAUUGAGACUAGUAUACACCUUCCUGCCUUCAAAGAAUUAUGAAUAAGGACCCUGGUUUGAUAAUGUAGAGAACGAUUUGUUAAUUUUUUUGUAGAAUAACAUUUAUUAAUUACUUCAACAAUUACCGUUAUACUCUUUUUAUCACAUUACUACUUUGCUAGAUUGUUUCUGUUGCAGUGAAUAUUAAAAAUAGUCCAUAAAAAUAUCCAUGUUAAAACUGUAUAUAAGCAUUAUAAGAUAAAUAAUCACAAUAUUCGUUGGAGUCCGUUGUUUUAAUUACCAGAUUAAUUGUGUUGUAUGUAGCUAGAAUCAGCACUUUCUUUGCAAAGGAUUGAAUGCAGAGGAAAAAAAUAGGAAACAUCGUAAAAUGAUGCAUAAUUUUCUAGUCUUGCUUAAAUUAUUAUUCAUGAAAGGUGCAUUGAAUUGAAUUGUAGAGUAGUUCUAGUACAUAUUUUGUUUUUAUCAUGCCUUCCAAAAAGCAUACACAUUAUCAUUGUAAAGAAAUGCAUAUGUUUUAAAGUUCAUGACUUUGUAGUCAAUAUGACUAAUUUUGUUGAAAAAAACUUCUUUUUGCCAGCUUUCAUUUAAAUAGUACUUUACUAGCUGCAUUUUCAACAUUGAGCUUUAUUUUUCUCUGGAGAUUACCAGUUGUUAAUUUGGCCCUGCUUUUCGUCUUUGACUUAAUAAUAUACUGUGUUCUUUCACAUACAUUUAGAAAUCCCUGCCACCGGUAUUGUACAGUCAUGUAAAUAUGAGAAUUAAUGACUAUAUUGUUGUAGCCUCGGCUUUUUACAGCGCACUUCAAUUUCUAAGUUCAAGUUUUCUAUGUUUUUAUUGUGUUGAUGUAUUUUUUUUAUUUCUGUAUUUCUUCUUUCUUUAAACUAUUUUAGUGAUAACUCUAUGUGAGUUGCUCAUGACUAGGGAGACCUACAAAGAGAACAUCUACAAGAUACCUUUAUUGUCAAUUCUGGUAACUAAAUUAAUAAGGUUUUAUCUGUUGCUUUAUUUCAUGUCAAUUAGAACACUUUUACCUUCACCCGUUGUGAUGUAGUUUGUUAACUGAUAUGGAGCUGCAUUGACUUUUUAAUGCAUUAAGGUUUAAGUUAGGGGUGUUCUGUGAGGAUGUUUUGUCUGCAUUUAAAUUCAUUUCUUCCUGAAAUGCUAUGACCAAGGGUCAUAGUUCAUGACAACCCUGGAUUGAGGUUUUUCAUUUUAGACUGCACUUGUACAGGUUUAAAGUGUUUGUUUUUUGGACAUUCUAAUCAAACAUGGUAGGAACACCCAUGUAAUGGUGCAUUUAAGCCCCUUUACCCAGCUUAGGGCUUGAAUCACUGUAGUAAAACUAUUUUUUUAAGAUUGGGAUUUUAAGUCUGUCAUUAUCCCUAUUUACAAUUUGCCUUAGUGAUGUGUUUAAUUGGAUAAUGAAAGUUUUCAGAUUCUCUGUUCACUUAGCAGUGAACUGUUAUUGAUGUUAAAUCAAGUCUACUUUUUACAACAUACUUGUUUAUGCAUGAUAACAAUCAUUACUAGUAUUAUAAUGUAUAAUAGACUGUGCCUUCGAUAGGAUUUUAUUUUAUGUUAAGUUAACUGCUGUGUGCAAAGUGGCUGUUUUCUGUGUGGUUUGUUUUGCAUUUAAUAUGAUAACAAUACAUGUACUAUCAUUAGAAUAUUUCACAAUAUUGACUUUUUAUUUUAGAGUAUUGAGCUUGGGGUUGGGGGUGUUCAGCUCCUAAACCCCAGUGAUUCCCUGAUGCAGGAAACCAGAGUCCCUGGCCAAACCAUCAAGCUAUGGUGUCCCAUUUUGAACUAACUAUGCAUCCUUGGGUCCCCCAAAAUAUGCUUUCAUUGAUUGUUAGCCAUAUAUAGGGACCCCAUAUAAUCAAACCCCAGAAUUGUAAAGAAUGAAGCACACAGGACAGCCAACCUAUGGCAACCAUGAAAUUACCCAUCCUUAGUGAUAGGCACAUAUGGAUAUCACUUUGAAGUGUAUAUAAUACCCAGUUAUUUUGUAGUCAAAACUUACCUAAAAGGAAUACAUGUAUCUGUAUGUUAAACUCAUUUUUGAAAAAAAUCGUGAAAAAAUCCAGGAAACUCCAAAAAGCCAUUUAAUCAACAGAAGUAUGUUAAUGGUAUGUUUCAGGCCUAUGUACAAAAAAACUUUUUAAUGAAUAAGCAAAAUAGAAAAUACUGAAAUUAGAAUUGUUUAAAAAAUAAGAAAUACUCUUUUUUUAUGCUCUUUAUAUAUUUAAAAGGUCAAUUAUAAUACUUAAUACUCCACAAGGAACCUGCCCACAGUGCAUUUCAGGGAUUUCGUCCAUAUUUGAUGUUUUGUGAUAGAUAGGUUGAGUUAGUUUUAAGCUAGGUUUUUGAGUUUUGUUCAAUGAAGGGCUGAAUAUAUAUUUAUUAUUGUGUGUAUGUAAUCUUUGGUCAUAUUUAACACUGUUGUUUUAACACGUAUACAUUGUAUAAAGGAUAGCUUUAAUGUG